Plasmodium cynomolgi strain B is the source of this 606-nucleotide messenger RNA. RefSeq lists its product as hypothetical. The transcript has 2 exons. The annotation marks the transcript as partial. Lineage: Eukaryota; Apicomplexa; Aconoidasida; Haemosporida; Plasmodiidae. The record is from RefSeq and is a predicted model, not a curated record.
AUGGAGUUAAACAAGUUUCGCUCCUUCCUUUUAAGGGGAAAUAUAAGCCACUAUGAGCAUGUGCCAAAAAAGGAAAAUGCGGACUCUCCCUUCGAUGAUACCAGUGGAGGGAAGAACAACGACUCCAUUCCAGAGGCAGAUAAAGAUCACAAAAAAAAACCACCAAUAGAUUACCCAUUUCCUGUUAGCAAAAGUGUUAUUUUCGAAAAGAACAAAGUAAACAAAUCGGAGGAUCGUAUAAACAUAAAUUAUAGUAACAUAGCCAGUGACUUAUACCCAGAGGAAGGAUUUAAGACGCCAAACAGAAAAAAGCAUUUUUCCUCAGACUGGGGAAUGCUACUAGCACAUAAUCAUGAGCUGCACAAUUUUAAAAACACAGAGCAUGACAGCAUUAUUAAAAAAGACAUGUAUGCUUUAAACACCAAAAAUGACAUACGAAAUAAACUAAAUUUGUACGUGGAAAGAAUAAAUUUUCCUAACCCUAAGGAUGCUUGCACGUAUUUGGCAAUAGAGGCACAUAAAUGCUUGUUAACUCAUUCCUUUCACAUGAACCCCGGUGUCAGCAACCAAAAGUGUGUUAAGUGGUUGAAUGAAUAUACAUGCAGU